Beta vulgaris subsp. vulgaris (sugar beet) is the source of this 2837-nucleotide messenger RNA. RefSeq lists its product as hypothetical. The record is from RefSeq and is a predicted model, not a curated record. Gene Ontology annotation, molecular function: methyltransferase activity. The transcript has 12 exons. Lineage: Eukaryota; Viridiplantae; Streptophyta; Magnoliopsida; Caryophyllales; Amaranthaceae. Bases 102 to 1202 code for a protein of 366 amino acids.
UUGGAAGGAAAGAAUAGAGAGUAUAAAAAAGAGAUGGUAAUAACUCCUUUCUGUUUACCAGGGUGCGUGGAGAUAAUAUACUGGGACUAAACAGAGACUCGAUGUUAACAGUAAAAAUGGCGGGAGUGACACGCUUUCUACCAUGGAUGACGAUUUCUGCAACUACGACGCCGUUUUAUCGGUGGCGCACUCACUUCUCUCACUCUCUCUCCUCUUUCCCUUACUUUCGUCACCACAAAUACGCCGUCGUUUCGUUCUGCUCCUACUCUCAUAUUUCUUCCUCUCACUUUGAUACUGAUACACCAUCUGACGUCAUCCUUCCAGUACCUCCUAAGCAGGGGAAUUUGAAGCCAGGGCUGUAUUUAGUAGGGACUCCCAUUGGUAAUCUUGAAGACAUUACAUUGCGUGCUUUGCGGGUACUGAAAUCGGCUGAUGUGAUACUUUCUGAGGACACUAGACAUUCAGGAAAGUUGCUUCAUUAUUACGGAAUUAAAACACCUCUUAUGAGCUAUCACAAGUUUAACGAAUAUGAGAGAGGAAGAACAGUUUUGAAACGGUUACAGCAGGGUGAAAUUGUCGCUCUGAUUAGCGAUGCUGGGAUGCCUGGCAUUAGUGAUCCCGGAACAGAAUUGGUGAAGUUGUGUGUCGACGAAAAAAUAAUUGUAGUUCCCAUCCCUGGACCUUCAGCUGUGAUUGCUGCUCUUUCUGCCUCGGGUUUGCCAACUGAUGACUUCACCUUUGUUGGAUUUCUUCCAAAACAUGCUGGCUCUAGGAGAGAAAGGCUCUUGCUUUGUGUCAAUCAGAGUGCCACACAGAUUUUCUUUGUUCCUCCGCACAAGCUACUCCAGUUUCUUGAAGAAACUUCUUUAGUUUUUGGUGACUCAAGGAGAUGUGUCAUAGCUAGAGAGAUGACCAAAAUCCAUGAAGAGUUUUGGCAUGGCACCUUGCAAGAAGCUAAGGCGGCAUUUGUAUCUCGGAAACCGAGGGGAGAAAUGACACUUCUUAUAGAGGGAAAGGCUGAAUGCAUUGAUGAAGCUCCGCCGGAUUCUCAAAUUGAGGAUGAACUGAAGGAGCUCAUAACCAGUGGGCACAGUCUGUCUAUGGCUGUCAAGUUAGUUGCUGAAGGAACAUCAAGGAAAAGAAAGGAAGUGUAUUCACUUGCAAUUAAAAAAUUUGGGAAGCAGCUAGUGGGUGAGGAGUGAAAUGGUUGCCAAUCAUGGAGAAACAAGGACCUUCUUUUUGCUUGUCAAUUCAGAUCCUUGGAGGUUUACAGAGGUACUUUUCUGCACAUACAAGUUCUUGGAGAUUGCUAUUUUCCGGAUUACAAAUCAAUAUUUUGCUUUUGGUCUAAAGCUCAUUAAAGAGGCUUUGAAAAUCAACCCUCUGGAUUUGGAUGUUGAAUAUGAGUUCUCUUUUGGGGAAAAGUUUGAUCAUGUGCCGUGAAGAUUUUGCUGCUGAUGAAUCCAAAUCUUAGUUGGUGCAAAGGUUAUGCAGGUAAUAUGUCACUCGAAGAUAUCAGCGUUAUACCAGCGCAUGAUAAACCAGCAUUUAUCUCGUCAUCUUAGCUUCACCUGAUUCAUUCUGGAACUUGCUCAAGGGCAAGUGGGCGACGUCUCUCUAAUAACUAAUAAGCCUAGAUUUUUCUUCCUAUAUGUCGAAAGUAUUAGUUUCUUUUAUUACCAUCAGAUUGUACAUACUUGUAUCUUUAUUUUUCGGGAUUCUUCCUAGCUUAUUUUCAGUUCAGUUCAGUUACAAUCAGUUCUAUACGGUUCAGUUCAGUUCAGUUGCAAUCAUUUCAGUUCAACUCCAGCUAUCAUUUCUAUUGGUUAUAAUUUAAUUCAUUUCAAUUCAAUUGCAAUAAGUUAACUUCAGUUGUUUUAUGUCUAAGAGAACAUACCUUUCAUACCCGAACUUCAAAUAUCUAAUUAUCUAUAGAGCAUUCCAUAGCUAGAGUUUCAGGCCUAAAAUUUGUUUGUUAGUGUUAGCUGUUUUGCCGUUUUAUUGGAUGUGUGUUCAAAGGUUUUGGUAGCAUUCUUUUGCCGAACAAAGGGUAAUUUAUAGAGAACUAGAUUUUUGGAGGUCAAUAAGCCAAUUUUGGGAAGAUAAUCUAUGUUUUGGAGCCAAAUUUUUAGUGUUGUAAUAUGUCAUUUUGGGAUGUUGCUUAGACCCAAAUAUUAUUUCUACUUCUUAUCUUUGCUGAGCUUGAUCUAGUUUUGCUUGGCUCAAUUUUCUUGGAUUUAAUCUGACCUUUUGGUUUGAAAUGUGACCCAGUUUGAUUCUUUGAUUGUAUUUUAUCUAACCUUUUGGUUUGAGAUGUGGCCCAGUUUGAUACCUCAAGCCUAAACGGCUUAACCUUAUCAACUAUGACUCCGUCCAGUUUAUGAUCACCUCUAGAUCUGUAAUAUUAAGACGGAAUCUAAUGUACUUACUAAAAAGUCGGGCUUGGGUUUGUGCUUAAUAAAUUCUUUCUAAACAGUGAUAGGCAGUACUAGAGUCUGGUCUGGUUUAUGUGCACAUUGUUUCUUUUUUUUUGAUGCAGCUUAUGCACACAUUGUUAAGGAUACUGUUAGUCGUGUUCGUUUUUCAUAUUCUUUGAGACUGUUAGAACCACACUCUAAUUCCUAACUCUUUGGAAUUUUGUAUGCAAGAGUUUAUACUUUUUGAGCUUGUGGGAAGAGUUUAAGGCCCGUUUUUGUAAGUUUUUAAGUCUCAAGAUGGCGACAAAAAAUUAAAAGUCUCUAGUUGGAGAAUAGUAACGAAUAUUUCAAAUAAUUACAAUGACGUGCUUAAGUAUGUUACCUAAGUGAAUUAUUCCACGCUUCGAUAUUUUUAUUUUA